AUGUAUAUCCUUGUUGCAGGUCUUUUAAUGAUAACCUGUACUGAUAUGGCAAUAUUAUGUGGUAAUGGUAUAGAAGCUUGUCAUGCAAAGUAUGGAGCAGUAUCUGCUAAAAUUGGUAGCUGCCAUGAAAUGGCACUCCGCAUAGUGUUGCAGGCUAUUGAAUCACAUGCAAACAGAUAUGGAAGGUAUAUCGAACCAAUCUUAUCUCUCAGUGUAGAUUUUUAUGUCAGAUUGUUUGUUCGGAUAUUCACAAGUCCGAUUGCUGUAAAAAAUAGUGUUUGCAAGCUUUCUAUGGUUUAUAUUUGCAAUGGCUGUGAAUCCUACUAUUUACAACCACUUGGAAAAAAAUUAAAAACUGAGAAAGGUCAAAAGUAUUCACCUGGUACAGGUCCUCCUGUUGACUCAAAAUGUAUAAAUUGUGGACAUUCGUUUAAGGUUUGUGGUCCUAUUUGGUCUGAAAAUCUACAUAACAAAGAUUUUAUUGAAAAAACUGUAGAGACUGUUAAGGAAGAAGCUGAGCUUUACAAAACAUCAAAACGCAUGUUAGGAGUUUUGAAUGUUAUAUUAGAGGUAACAAUCAAAUAUUCUUUGGCAGUAUUAAAAGAUAUAAU
Molecule: messenger RNA, 611 nt
Organism: Parasteatoda tepidariorum (common house spider)
Lineage: Eukaryota; Metazoa; Arthropoda; Arachnida; Araneae; Theridiidae
Gene: Trm1
Product: tRNA methyltransferase 1
Biological process (GO): tRNA N2-guanine methylation
Cellular component (GO): nucleus
Molecular function (GO): RNA binding; tRNA (guanine) methyltransferase activity
Source: RefSeq, a predicted model, not a curated record